Molecule: messenger RNA, 2096 nt
Organism: Pleuronectes platessa (European plaice)
Lineage: Eukaryota; Metazoa; Chordata; Actinopteri; Pleuronectiformes; Pleuronectidae
Product: P2Y purinoceptor 1-like
Exons: 1
Coding region: 131-1078 (315 amino acids)
Biological process (GO): G protein-coupled receptor signaling pathway
Cellular component (GO): membrane
Molecular function (GO): neuropeptide receptor activity
Source: RefSeq, a predicted model, not a curated record
CACGUCAUUGAUGUAGUUUCCUGAAUCAAAGUACGUGCAGGAACUUGAAUAAAGUGUGCAGAGACCUGAGAUGUGAAACCAGAAGAGACGACCACCUUCACGAGGAGGAAGAACUGCAGCUCAGAAGAUCAUGAACAAAACCUUUUGUAUUCUUUUCAGCUUUGAUUUCACCGGCAAAUUCCUGCCUCCUGUUUUAAUCUUGGUCUUCAUCGUUGGCCUGGUUGCUAACACAUGGGGGUUGAAGUCUUUGCGGCAGAACUGGAAGAAACUGGGUAGCGUCAACGUGUUUGUUCUCAACCUGGGACUUGCAGAUGUUUUGUAUCUGCUCACGCUGCCGUUUCUGGUGGUUUACUACUUCAAGGGGAAUGUGUGGAUCUUUGGAACUACAUUCUGCAAGAUAACGAGAUUCUGCUUCAACCUGAACCUCUACGGCAGCAUCGGAUUCCUUACCUGCAUCAGCGUGUACAGGUACCUGGCUAUUGUUCACCCGAUGAAAGUGUUGGGAAGAAUCACUGUCACUCAUUCUGUGAACAUCUCAGUCCUCGUGUGGCUGCUGGUGGCUGCCCAGAGUCUUCCAGACGUGUUCUACAUCAAGACGUCUGGAAACCAAACUGAGAAAUGCUACGAAACCACACACGACACAUUUGUGGAGGAUUACCUGAAGUACAGCCUGGGUAGGACCUUGACUGGGUUUUGUAUCCCACUCCUCAUCACGCUGGGCUGCUACGGACAUAUGAUUAUCAUACUUUGCUCAAAAAACAACGUCGACAAGGAUCUGAAGCGAAGGAGCCUGAGGUUGAUGUUUAUUUUGAUCCUUCUCUUCUCUGUGUGCUACAUCCCCUAUCACCUGUUCAAGAACCUAAAUCUCUGGUCAAGAGUUCUGAGCAAACACGGGAACUGUCACAGGUGGUCCAAUGGAGUUUACAUCGGCCAUCAGAUAGGCCGUGGGCUGGUGUGUCUGAACAGCGCCCUCAACCCUCUGGUUUACUUCUACGCACGUAAAGACUCCGGCUCAGUUUUGACAUCUGCUCAUCGAGUCAUCAUGCGCCCGUUCACCACCACGGUUUCUACGGUGUGAAUGAAGAUCAACAAUUGCAUCAUCUGGAGCUGGGUCGGAGGCGGUUGUGACGUGGCGUCAAGGCUGGAAGAGUCGAGAGUUAAAGCAACUUAAAAAUUAGCUUUAGCAGCUGAUGUGCUGGACUGUGACUGAGCUCCAUCACUCCCCAGACCUGACGCUGCGUCAUUUUAUAAAACAGCUGCAAAAAGUCCAUAACCCAGAAAGUAGAAGUUAAAGGUUCUAAAUGUUUUUUUGAGAUUGUUUUGAAAGACACAUCAGUGCACUGAUACAAAGCUCCUCAGAGGGAACUGCAACCUUUUAAUUAAAGGGGCCUGAUCAUGAACUCAAAGUUUAGAGUAAAACGAGAUAAAAGUACAUUUGACUUUUUCUUAAAGUAGAAAAUUGACUCUGAUUCUCCUGAUGUUUCACAACUGGAAACAUCAGGACUGAAGCAGUAAGUUUCAUAUAUUUGGGCCGAUUGAGUUUCAAUAAUUGUAUCGUGUUUUUUUCAACCUAGAAAAACCUAAACUAUGAAUCGAGGACAUUGAUCUCGAUGCUACUUUGGUAAUGAAGAUGUUUUUAAAGACGUAUUAACUUUGCUAUAAGGCGACGACGUCUCAAGUAACAAAUUAAUGAAUUAAAAAUGAGUAUUUGUUAGAUAGAAAUCCUGCAGAAUGACUCCAGCCUCUGUGUUGACAGAUCUUGAUUUCUGACUCGACCAAUCCAACUUUGAACGGGUGUGUCCGUGUACAUGUGUCCUAGUGCGUGUGCGUAUGUGUGUGUGUGUGUGUGUGUGUGUGUGUGUGUGUUUGUGUGUGUGUGUGCGUAUGUGUGUGUGUGCGCUUUCAGAUGAUAUUGCACUUUCUUUAUUUUACUGUUUUGCUGUAAAUAAUUCUGUACUUUGUAAGUAUAGUUAAUAAUGUCAAUAUUUUACAAAGUUCCUACAUUUGUCUUCCUGAUGAUUGUUACUAUUCUAAAUUGAUGUUUUUCAUUUCCUUACUGAAGUCACACAUUAAAGUCUGAAAAGCCUUUUUCCAAA